Rhipicephalus sanguineus (brown dog tick) is the source of this 1174-nucleotide messenger RNA. Its product is annotated as sulfotransferase 1C2. Gene Ontology annotation, molecular function: sulfotransferase activity. NCBI's taxonomy places the organism in Eukaryota, Metazoa, Arthropoda, Arachnida, Ixodida, Ixodidae. Gene Ontology annotation, cellular component: cytoplasm. The transcript has 3 exons. The coding region runs from base 233 to 1174 and encodes 313 amino acids. The record is from RefSeq and is a predicted model, not a curated record. Gene Ontology annotation, biological process: sulfation.
AGGGUUCUGAUAACUACUCGAGCAAUCCCCAUUCAACGAACAAUUCUGCAGCGCGACACGCGGGCAAAACACUUGCAUUGAGUUUUGUGUGGAGUGCAUAUAUUACACUGCUAUCGGAACGCUGUCGGCUAUCCUUAAGUGGAACACAAAGCGAGCUUCUGAAAUCAGGCACAACUCGGAGCUUACUUCUGCUGGCAGAAAACGGUGCGUGAAACCACAGGCAGAGUAAAGUAUGACGACGCCGCUGUAUCAGUACAUCGAUGGGUUCUGCAUACCAACAGCGUUCCGCGAAGAAAACUUCCGCUCUGCCAUGAAAUACAAGGCGCGCGAAGGGGACAUCUUCAUCGUAACAUACCCGAAGUGUGGCACCACGUGGACCCAAUACAUUGUGUGCAACAUUCUCACUCGUGGACAUCUGCCAUCGGAUAUCGGCGACUAUGACCUCAUGAGCCCGUUCGUCGAUGCCAGGGGAGCCGAGGCUGCGGAGAAUCGCCCCCAAAAAGGCCCCAUUGUGACCCACCUGCCAAGAAGUGUUCUUCAGCCCCGCCACUGCGCCAAGUACAUUUACGUCGCUAGGAAUCCGUUCGACUGUGCCGUUUCCUACUAUUAUUUCCUGAAGGGAUUUACACCGAAUACUUUCCCGGACUUUGACAGCUUCUUGACCACGUUCCUUUCUGGAGAGGUUCCAUACGGUGACUACUUUGACCACCUGCUCUCCUGGUACGAGCGUCGAGGAGAUGCCAAUGUCCUGUUCAUCACUUACGAAGAACUCAAUGCAGACAGCAGGGCACAGCUUCUGAGGAUCGCCGAUUUUCUCGGCAAAGAGCACGGCACAGCGAUGCGUCAAGACGAAGCCCUACUGCGGCACGUUCUCGACUCUUGCCGCCUAGAGAAGAUGAAAGCGUUCAUCAAACACAACCCGGUGGACAGGUUUCAAUCCGACAACUGCAAAGUAUGCAUAGGAAGUGAGGAAUCUACGAACUUUGUCGAUAAUGCCGCAAUGAUCAAGGAUGCCGGCUCUCAAACAGCGCCUGCCUUUUUACGAAAAGGCAUUGUGGGAGACUGGAAGAACCACUUCACCAGUGAACAACUCGAAAAAACAAAAGCCUGGAUUUCUGACAAGACCGCUGGUAGUAAUGUCCUGAGCCUGUGGCACUCAGUGGACCUUCCCUAA